Morone saxatilis (striped sea-bass) is the source of this 1443-nucleotide messenger RNA. Its product is annotated as sodium-coupled neutral amino acid transporter 9-like. The record is from RefSeq and is a predicted model, not a curated record. Gene Ontology annotation, biological process: amino acid transmembrane transport. Gene Ontology annotation, molecular function: amino acid transmembrane transporter activity. Lineage: Eukaryota; Metazoa; Chordata; Actinopteri; Moronidae.
GUUUUCUGGAGCAACAUGUGGCUUGGCUUUAGUGUUUGUCUUUCCUGCUUUGGUCCACAUAAUCUCCCUACGAAGGCAGGGGUUGCUUCGCUGGCCAUCAGCCCUCUUCCACAUUUGCCUGAUCUUGCUCGGCAUUGCCAACCUGCUAGGUCAGUUCUUCAUGUGAGAGUCAGACACUCUUAACUGUUCAGAAGCCAGAUUAAAAGGUGUGAUGGAGAUUUCAGAUGGGAAUCUCUGAAAUUAGAUGUAGAGUAAUGUGCAUAACCGGACUUAAGUCAUGGCCACCAAAAUAAUACUUAGAUAAACCACGGCAGCCUUCAGCCAGUCAGAUUAAAUGUCUGUGUUAUGAGAUUAAAUAUCGCACACUUCCUGUAGUACAAGUGAUUGCUGUGACUUAUAGAGGUUUCAGGGCAACAACAUGAAUCCAGUGUCUUCUUUUUAUAACAGUAUUUUUUUAUUUUCUUCAUGCAGUCCAGCCAGUGGAUGAAAUCUUCCUCAUAAAUAAUUUCUCAGUUGAUACUGUUGUUUAUACCUGCCUAGACUGAUCCCAAACAGCUUGCAUAGACACACUGUGAACUGUUCUGAAACUGUCUUUGAUAACAUCAGUAGCAAGAUUUCAGGAACAUUUAAAAUAUGGGACACAAUUGAGAGCUAUAAGACAACCAGAGGAGUAUCUUGUUAUUUAAAUUCAUACAGUAACUCUUCAGAGUCAAACAUUAACUCUACAAUUAAUAGUGCACACUUUUUGUGACAGUGAAAUAUCAACUAAAUCUGUAGCUCCGCUUAGCUUUACAGGGGUUAAUAGUGGUUUUUAGCUCAUUGUUUCGCUGUCUGACCCACAGCUAUACUGGUUUAGUUCAUUGUCACCGCUCUCAUAGCGUUUUUUUUUUUCAGAGAAACAUCUCUAAAGCUCUGUUGUACACUACUUCCUCAGCACCAGUUGGUAGAGACCAAAAACUGAGCUAAAAUUGAGUUUAUAUUGAACUUAGAUUGAUCAGGUGACACAAAAACCAUUCCAACGUUGCUGCUGCUCCUGAACGUGUAAAUAAGCAACUGUUUGCUGACAAGAUCAACUUAAAAGGUGAUGAUGUGUCGAUGUUGUGUCUUACAAAUGGAAUUGUUUCGACUUCCCCCAAGUGAACAAAAAAUGAGUUACUGCAGGUUAAAAUUUGUUACAUGAGAAGCUUUACAGCUGAAUUUUAUGAUCAUUGAGUUGUAGUUCACCAGGGAAUAAUUUUACUAACUUUGUGAUUAUGUAACCUGUGUAUAUGUAUUGUUGAAGAAACAUUUGGCGCAGUCUUUUAAUUUUUAUGAAUAGUGUUGAUUUACAUGUAUGACAUGUUUACAUGAUGCCUAGAUGAUGUGUCCAAUGUGUUAUAUUUUACUAAUGAUAGGAUAGACAAAGGGAAUAUGUGUGUGAAAAUAAACCAUCUCAGUCUGUAA